CCGUCCGCCCCCAUCUGUCCCUGCAGCCAACCCGGCCUCUCCGAGCCUCACCCUCUUUUUGUGACGUUAUUGAGGAGAAGUGCAGCCUUUGUGUGUGGUUUGUGUCUGUGUGAGUCAUUACACAGCCGGUGUGCUUGCGUGUGUUUGAGUAUGUGACAUACAGUGAAAGGGAGAAAGAGAAAGAGAGAGAGACACAGAGAGAGAGAGGGAAUGGACCAACAGGAAUAGAAAGGGAGAAGUAUUAGGUUUCCCUUUUUUGAUUCAGAAGCUCAAUUCGUUGUUUGGAAUCUAGAAAAUAGAGAGAAAGGUGGAGGAAAGAGGAGAAGAUAGGUGGGAAUCUGAGCUGCUGACAGCAGGUUUUUGUUCCUCCUUUCUUCACCCCUCUUUCAUUCCCUCUUUACAACAUCAUCGCUGUGUAUUGGCGCCAGCUUCUCAAAUCUGAAAUCUCAAACUUUACUCUCUUCCUGUGACGUCUGGCCCACCGCAUCCGGAUCUGACUUCACAAGAUGCUGACAUACUUGCAGUUAAACCAUUUUCCUGUCGAAUUUUCAGUUCACACUUGCACUCACACGCAUGAUCUUUGUACCUGCACGAUAAAUAAUUACAGACCAUGGUAGGCUACUGUCCAAUUUGUGGAAAGCCUGUCUACUUUGGGGAGAAGAAGAGGUCCUUAGGGAGGGACUACCAUCCUCUAUGCCUGAAGUGCCAGAAGUGCAAGAGACAGCUGACGGCUGGCCAGCAUGCUGAGUACGAUGAGAAGCCGUACUGCACACACUGCUACAUGAAGAUAUUUGGCCCGAGAUGCACACUUUCAGGCAACAGGUGAAGGAUGUCUCCACAGGACAGGCGUGUGGUCUUCAACGCCCAAACCCGACAGAAGCACAACUAGUAAAUACUGACAUCUAAGACGAGGGCAGCUGAAAAGCCACAAAACGUAGAGGCUUUAAUAAUAAACAAUGGCGAGCGUACAUUUAACUAUUGUUCUCGUCAGGAAUUGAAUAUCUAUGAAUAAGCGGCGUUUACUUGAGUUUUAUCAUACUGAUUGUAAAUUUGAACGAGUUUUUUUUGUCUUACAUUUUCAGAACUUUGUGACUGUAUUUUUUUAUUUUUUAUUUUUUUGCUGUAUCUGCAAUGUUACUUUUGGUUUUGCAAUCACAAAGCAAUAAUCCUAUUCAAAGUAUUCAUACAUCCACAAACCUUAAUGUAUUUUAUUUAGAUUUAAUGAGAGGGACCAACACAAAGUAGUGCAUAGUGGUAGAGAUUCAAUAUAAAUUACACAUUGUUUUUGAACUCUCUGAAAUAGAAAUGUGGAAAUAAAGUCCUAUAUGCAACA
Gambusia affinis (western mosquitofish) is the source of this 1333-nucleotide messenger RNA. RefSeq lists its product as uncharacterized. Bases 611 to 826 code for a protein of 71 amino acids. The transcript has 5 exons. NCBI's taxonomy places the organism in Eukaryota, Metazoa, Chordata, Actinopteri, Cyprinodontiformes, Poeciliidae. The record is from RefSeq and is a predicted model, not a curated record. Gene Ontology annotation, molecular function: zinc ion binding. Gene Ontology annotation, biological process: intrinsic apoptotic signaling pathway in response to DNA damage; regulation of gene expression.